AUGAACCCCGCCUGGGACAGAGCCCAUCGCCAUCCAGCAGCACCCCCCGCGUCCACAUCACGAAAUGAUCACGGCGAAUGGCAAGUCACCGGAGCCAUCCGGCAGCGCUGGAUCGAGGACGCCACAGACACCACCUGCCCAUUCCAGCCAGCCCCACUAACCCUAGCCGACCUCCGCAGGAUGGGCUGGUUCGUGCAGACUGACCCCAGCAGCGUUCCAUCUGUUAUCAUGGAUGACGCGGCGAAUCUAGGCCACUACCCCGGUACUGAUAUGACACGAAUCCUAGCGCAGAAGGAUAGUACUAACACAGCGGAUAAAGCCCCGAACGUCUUCGACCUUAUUGUCGGCCACGGGGUGCUGAUUGCCGAGGCCAUCUUCCGGAAAGAUGGACCGCACUUCUCGCAGGUUGCUGUCGCUAUGAUGCGGGAGGUAGCGGAUCCGCAGAGUCUGCGACACUUGUAUUUUACUACUAUUAUUAACCCUGAUACACAGGAUUUUCUCGAGACGAUGCUGUAUACGCCGCGGAAUGGGCUCCUCUGGCCGUCUGCUACGGAUACUCAGGAGGUUUGGCAUUAUAAUACACCGCAGUAUCAUGGGCUUUUGGGGACGCGCAUUGGGAAAUGCGCUGUUAAUUUGAUUUUGGAGAUUUUCCCCCGUGGGACGCAUUAUAUUGCGAGGGUUGUGACUUGGGAUAUCGCUUUUUCGCUUCAGAUUCGGUUUGACAUUGAGCCGAUUGCUGCGCCUGCGGCUGCUGUUUGA
Molecule: messenger RNA, 759 nt
Organism: Penicillium bovifimosum
Lineage: Eukaryota; Fungi; Ascomycota; Eurotiomycetes; Eurotiales; Aspergillaceae
Exons: 1
Coding region: 1-759 (252 amino acids)
Source: RefSeq, a predicted model, not a curated record